AUGGAACGAGAGGAAUUUUAUGCCAAAAUGUCAACCAUUCCUGCCAUUACUACGCGCUCCUCGGUAUCCCCUGGCGACCGACCCAGCAUGCAGUUGCUGACUCUCCCGUCGCCAAGACUGCGGUCUCGCGGCGGCAGCAUCGCUUCCUUCCGAUCCGAGGACGCACUCAGCAAUCUUAGCCUAGGAAGUUUACUGCCAGCAGACAUGGAGGAUGGUGUGUUGUGUAAGCAAACAUUUGCGCCUUAA
Mesocestoides corti is the source of this 246-nucleotide messenger RNA. Lineage: Eukaryota; Metazoa; Platyhelminthes; Cestoda; Cyclophyllidea; Mesocestoididae. The record is from the annotation of a GenBank genome assembly.